This is a messenger RNA of Dunckerocampus dactyliophorus (ringed pipefish), 7301 nucleotides long. Its product is annotated as DNA-binding protein RFX7. Gene Ontology annotation, molecular function: DNA-binding transcription factor activity, RNA polymerase II-specific; RNA polymerase II cis-regulatory region sequence-specific DNA binding. The transcript has 10 exons. Gene Ontology annotation, biological process: regulation of transcription by RNA polymerase II. The record is from RefSeq and is a predicted model, not a curated record. NCBI's taxonomy places the organism in Eukaryota, Metazoa, Chordata, Actinopteri, Syngnathiformes, Syngnathidae. The coding region runs from base 288 to 4742 and encodes 1484 amino acids.
CUGACGCAAGGCAAGGCAGCUCGUCCUCGGCUGCCGCUGGCUGCUGCAGGCGUGCUAUUGGAGGUAGCGGAGGGACCUCUGCGAAAUGCCUGGUGCAUGGCCGGCCUCAUUCCUUACUUCUUGUUCCUUUGCCCGCUGGUGGUCACAGCCCUGUGUUUGUAGGCACCAUGCUCCGCGGCGGGCUAUUCUAGCUGCCUGAGCCGCCCCAGCAGCGGUUGCGGCGCUGUGCUGUGCCGGGGAUGCGGCCUGCUUGUUAAAGCUCCCCCACCACAACCCCUCCAACCGUGAUGGCUGAUGAUCAACAACAAGCUGACCAGAAGCCUGCUUCGGGACUCGGCUCUCUUCCAGCGCUGGUGCCGGGACUUCAGGGGCCUGAAGCGAACGCGUUGCAAUUUAAAAUCAAGAAUUCAAUUUGCAAAUCUGUACAAUCAAAAGUGGACAGCAUAUUGCAAGAUGUUGAGAAGUUUACAGACAUCGAAAAGCUCUACCUCUACCUUAAGUUGCCUUCGGGUCCCAGCAGUGGCAAUGAUAAAAGUUUCCCCAUAUCUAUUCAUCACCCCAACCCCCAAAUUGUGCCCAAUUGGACUGAGAAUGAGAGGGGGUCCUCCACUCCUGGAUUAUGCGAUCAGACUUCCAUGUCAUCGAGUCGCACUCAACAGAUGUAUGCGUUCAAUUGGAUACGGAAUCACCUAGAGGAGCACCCGGAGACGUCACUCCCUAAACAGGAGGUCUACGAUGAAUACAAGAGCUAUUGUGACAAUCUCGGUUACAAUCCACUGAGUGCAGCAGACUUUGGGAAGAUCAUGAAAAAUGUCUUUCCCAACAUGAAGGCACGUCGACUUGGGAUGAGAGGAAAAUCCAAAUAUUGUUAUAGCGGGCUAAGGAAGAAAGCUUUUGUUCACAUGCCAUCAUUACCUAACCUGGAUCUGCAGAAAUCAGGCGAUGGGUGUGAAUUGAUGGAGCCGGCCGGCCAGUCCCCAAGCGCUGAGGAUGAAAUGAGGUCUGCAGCCUGCGGCCUGGUGUGCGAAUGGGCUCAAAAGGUCCUGAGUCGUCAGUUUGACAACGUAGAGGAUCUGGCGCGCUUCCUGCUGAACAGCCACUACAUCGGUACCAAGUCCAUGGCUGCACUCACUGUUAUGACAGGAACACCCACGACAGGCAUGAAGACACCAACUCCUGCCUCAGCAUUUGUGCCCACAGCCGAGGCAAACUCCUUCCAACCCCAGGUGAAGACCCUGCCCUCCCCCUCUGUCGAUGCAAAGCAGCAGCUGCAGCGGAAGAUCCAGAAGAAGCAGCAAGAGCAGAAGCUCCACUCUCCUUUACCCAGCGAGGCCCAAGUCAAACGAACAGAGGCCAGCACCCCUGGCCCAACCAUCCCCUGCGGCAGCCCUGCUCUGUUGUCCCCUCAGCCCACUAUAGGCAUCGUAGUAGCAGCUGUUCCCAGCCCAGUCACGGUACAGAGAAGCAGGCAGCUAAUGACCUCUCCGAGCCCUGUCGGGACAACCGAGGGGAAAGUGUUGCCUGUCAACUUCCAAGUGGUCGCGCAGUCACUUAAGCAGUCUCCCAAAACCCCACAGAAUGUCCCAGCUAGUCCUGUGGGAGCACGGCAUGGUACCAGGUACGCUCAAAUCCUGCCAAAGCCCUCCGCCACCAGUGCCAUCACACUUCGUUCCCCUCCCACUUUGCUCAUCACCAACAGCCCCAUAAAAACUGUGAUGCCCACUCCCCACGUCAGCUCGGUCAAUGUGGUCAAGAUGGCCAUUGCCUUGGCUCCCAGCAGCAGCAGUAGUAACAGCAGCAGUACCGCUGUGCGCCCCGCCUCUGCCGGAAUGGGCACCCUGUCCGCCUUAGAUGAGUCCCAGCAGUCACUUGGUGCGAGUGUGACUACUACAGUUAGACCCAGCGCCUCCAGUUUGAACCCCUCCAAUGACAUCAAGGGAGCGUCUGACAACAAUGACAACAGCGCCACCACUGGUGUGGAGAAGACCGGUACUGGGUCCCCUGAGGAGAGAGUGGCAAAGUUCCGUGCUGCCAGUGAGCCCAGCUUCUCCGUUAAGUGUUCACCAGGACCUGAUAAGCUCUCAAGGUUAAAGAGUGACUCCGCAUCCCCUCCCACCUCAGUAACUGUAGCUGGGAUUCAAGACAGCAAUAACAGUAACUGCCAUGACAGCACCUUUUAUUUGACUGUUGAUAAUCACAACUCCAAUGGCAACAUGGCAUCUAUCACUAUUCCAACUUUAAAAGACCCUUGUCCAGAUGCCAAGAGUCCCAGGAAGCGCACAGGCCCUACCGCAGAGUCCCAUAUUAUCCCUGUGAAGAGAGUUUUUAUAUCUCAGCAGUCAGUGGCUGCAUCUGACAAUCCCAAACCUGGACUUAGCGCUGCAGUAAAGAGGAUCCCACGACCAGGAACCCCGGCCAGACCUGAAAGCGCACCGUGCAAAGUGACUGUGAAACACACCUCUGUCGGCCCCACACAGAUUCUGGCACUCUCCGACUCACCCAUCACACACACAGAGGGCACCCUGACUGUUGUCAAACCGCAGGCCUUGUUGGUGAAACGGGAAGAUCGCUCCCUCAGCGCCGACACCAGCAGCGGAGGGGCUGGAACGUCGGACCAGUCCUUGUUGCAGCAGAUCACCACCGGCACACGUGCCAACUCAGGAGCACACGAUGCCUCUGUGAUAAGUGAACUAAAGAGCACAAUAUGGGAGGAGGGUCAGCUUGAUGAGCUUCGCAAGCAGGCAUUCGCUCAGCAGAUACCAGCAGAACACAAGCAAGCUACCACAGACCAGAUUUCUAUUAUAGCCCAACCCCCUGACACCCCGGGACAACUGGCUCUUGCACAGGAGAUGGUUGAAUUUGCUGGUUCUCAGCCUAGCAUGGAUUACUUCCCCUUCAAUGAUGAUGACAUGACGCAGGACAGCAUCGUGGAGGAGCUUGUCCAGAUGGAGGAGCAGAUGAAGCUGAAGGGUUUAUUUGGCAGUUGUGUUGAUGCUUCCCUUCAAGGCCAGCCAGCCGGCAACCAGGGGUCCGUGCUCAACACUCACCAAGCCGGCACUUCUUUCUACCACUCUGCCCACAGCAGCACCACUCCGGUCCAAACUCCCACGCCAACUCCCACGCCAACCCCCACGCCCACUCCUACCUCUGAGAUGACCCUUGGCAACAGCCUAACAAGAGAGAGCCCCUGCUCCCGCUUGGCUCCCAUCACUCCUGUAGACAGCGCACUGGGUCGCCACACGCCCAUCAGUACCCCUCUUUCCAACUGCAGCAGCAGCGUGCCCCCGAGCCCGGUAGAGUGCAGAAACCCUUUCGCGUUCACUCCCAUCAACUCCAGCAUCACCGGUUACCAUGACGCCAGUAUUGUCUCCAGCAGCCCUGUCAAGCCCAUGCAAAGGCCCAUGGCAACUCACCCCGACAAGGCCAAACUGGAGUGGAUCAACAACCGCUACAACAGCAAUUCAGGAGGUCCGUUACCGAACCAUAGCAUUGGUAUCCUGCCCAGCUACCAAGAUCUGGUUGACGACCAGUUUCGUAAACCACAUGCGUUUGCAAUUCCUGGCCAGUCAUUUCAACCCCAGUCGAGGCCAGAUUCAGCACAUUUUGGCCGUUUGACGCCCAUCUCCCCUGUGCAGCAGCAGGUAGCUGGUGUGACCACUCCCACCAAACAGGAGAGCUUCGCUGUGCCGGCACCAUUAGACAACAAGGCAUCAACGUCCUUGGCAUCUAGUACGUUCCGUUGCCGUAGUGUCAGCCCCGCUGUCCGCCAGAGGAACUUCAGCGGGAACACCGGCCCUCAGACCACCACCACUAAUACCUCCACCACCACACAAGCGGUCGUCUCGCCCUUUAACUCGCCCAUCACCUCCGAAGUGCUCAGCAUCCUGUCCAACAGCCAGACGGUCAGCACCGUUCACAGCAUGGUCCAACGCAGCCAGUCUGUGCCUCUGAACAUCAUGAUGCAGAGUGAGAUGCUGCCCGUGCAGGGCGCGAGUAACACCACAAAAAUCACCAGCGUCCUUCUCAGCAAGAUGGAGGCGGACGGGGACGAUUCUGUCCGAGGCCUGGGGAUAAACAACCUUCCCUCUAACUACACGGCCCGCAUGAACCUUACACAGAUCCUGGAGACAACUCCGGCCUUCACCGUGGGAACGCCGCAUGAGACCCCACUGCCGGUCAACUCCAGCCCGCCUGCCUUUGACCUGCAGCAGCACGGCUACCUCGCCAACGCCAGUGGGGAUCAAGUCAGCUUCUCCACUGGGGCCAGCCAAGCACAAGAGGGCGUCGGUGAACCAGACCAGCAACAGCAGCAGCUCCAGGAGAUUCCCGUGCAGACACAGCCGCCACUCCUCCUCCAGAGCACACAUCAGCAGGAAGCGGAGGACGAGCAGCAGCAGCUGGAUUUCAACAACACUGUCAAGGACUUGCUGGGGGAUGACACCCUCAACCCCAGCUCUCAACUGGUGGGCCAGGUCGCCUCAGAACUCAAUGCUGUGGCAUCCGACUUUUCAAACGACAUCCGACUGACCACAGAUCUGUCCAGUAGCAUCACUGACCUUAACACAUUGGACCCAAAUCUGCUGUUUGACCCCAACCAGCAGCAGGAACAAUAUGAAGACUCAACACUGGAAGAACUGAAGAACGACCCGCUUUUUCAGCAGAUAUGCAGUGAUACUGUGAACUCUGGCUUUGACUGGCUGGAGAGCAAAGACCAGCCGACUACAGUAGAGAUGCUGGGCUGACCUGAACAUUUAUUCUCUACCGCUUCUGUUCUGUGUCGUUUGUUCGUUUGGUGCAUAACUAGUAUAUCUGUUUUAAGAACCACAGUUUGUUGGGAUUUGUCUGGACUUUGCCAUUUGUUCUGUUUUGAAAAGUGCCAGGCUUACCAGAAAAUCUCCCCCUGCUGAUGUUACCUUCUUUCCUCAUCUGUCACUUCCACUUAACUCCCUCGUCUGCAAUCAGAAAUGAAUUUGCCCCGUCAGCGUGCGGUUACAAAGAACAGUGAUGUGUGAGCAUUAGGAGAAACAUAAUCUUCCAUGUUAGAAACAGUCAACAAUGCAAUGGUUGUAUUGAACAAACACUUAAUGGAAGUGAGAAGUAGAGUGGAUUCUGCACGAUAGGAAAAAAAAUAUUUUUGUUGUGUGUGCAGUUCAACCAAAUGUAGAUAACGAUAGUGCGGUAGUGUAGGUUGUUGGACGUUGGCCUGCCAUAUCAAAUUAUUAAAAAGGGUAGCGACUCGGGCUGCCAGGUGCUGAAUUUAUGAUGUAUUCUUUGUACUUUUAUCACAAAUCAGUCGCUACUGAUUGACGCCUGAACAUUUUUUUCCUGAAACUUGUACUGUUGUAUGUCUUUUAAAGGGAGGAGAGGGGAUUAUUUCAGGCCAACUUGUCGGACUAAACAUUGUAAGGAAUCAACAACUGGCUGCCUUAUUCCUUCAGUCCAAGGCCUUACACCAUCUCUAGAGAGACUGUAUAUAGCGAAAUGUUAAGAUUCAACCAUCCAGAGCGUCUUUGUCCUAUCAAGGCAGUUGCAGCAAGAAUGCAUCUGUUUUGUACAGGCUAGUGACUACACUGCUUGUGACUUUACCGCAUUUACAGCAAUUUGAUAUUCUAUCAUUUCACAGAACAGAGCCCAUGGCAGGCACGCUUUACGUCAUGAGAGCUUUUUUUUAUGGCAUGUUUGGAUAAAAAUCAGUGGUGUGGAGAAGGCUUAGCGAUAUAAACGGCAACAGGCAGAGUGCAUUGACGUCAGCUUGAAUGAAAUGUGCGAUCCAGCCUUAUUUCCAUACCAAAUAUUGAGAAAAAUGAGAUUAUUACACAUUGUCCCUCCAACAAGGAAGAGGAUUGAUUCUCUAUUGCAUCGAAGGAGAAAGGAUUAAGUUACAUAAAUUCUAUGUACAGUAUGUAUAUUAGGGAAGUGGUCUCAGUCCAGUAGGUAACCACGGACCUUCAAAAGCAUGUUGAAACCAUCACUAUUAUGUGAUACAGUAGGAGGCUUACUUGAGUUUUUGGCAAUUAUCAGUGUUGUACAAGUCAUAUUAAAGCUCCAUUUGUAAAUAGGAUAGAUACAUAGAGAUUUGAUGUAUACGGACACUAUAUUAUGGCCAUUAUUAUAGCUAAGUAUGUGUCAUUUAAAAGAGACAAACAAAAAAAAAAGCUUAACAGAUGUAUAGUCGGCAAGAUACUGUAUGUUGUGUGUUACAUUUCUGGCUUAGCGUGUCGUAAAAGUAAUUCUGUCUGGUCUUCGCUUGCUGAUUUUAUUUGACAUUUUCGAGAAGCAGAAGGUGUACGUGCUUUGAGCAGGACAAAAAAAAUACAUUGUGAUACUGUUAGCUGGUUGCAAAUAUGUUUUUGUGACAAAGCCUUUCAGCAGACACUGGAUUUAAAAAAAAAAAAAUUGCUCAACAAACUCUGGAGGUUCAACAUUAUUGCACUAAAUUUUUACGACACAAGCCUUUGCCAUGUCUUAUUGGACAAAUGUAAUGAUGGACGCCCGCAACAUAAAAAAAAAAAGAUUUUUUUAUGACAAGGUGAGUAAGGAAAUUAAGGGUCCGAAAAUGACCAAUUGUCUUGUAGCAAAAUGUGCAUUAAUCUCAGUGAGAUACACAUUUCUUACACGUUCUCAUACAUGAGAAUAUGAAGCAUUGAAGGGGGAUAAAAGUUCAAGUGUAACCUUUAAAAACCUACAUGCCCCUUGUGUUGAUAAAUGAUUGUACGCGCGCAUGUGUGAUGUCUCCUGUUGUACUUUAUAUAUUCUCGGUGACCACUGUCUGCUGUGAUGUGGGCAGGUUCUGUUAACCAGACGGGCAGUGCCAGUUUUGUCAGCUACUUCUGUCGUUUACUAAGUUAACAUUGCUCUCUUGUUUUAUGUUGAUGACUGUUUUACUGUUGAUUUUACAUAUGUCGCAGUUCGUGAAAUACUUUUUUCUUGUGUUUUUGUCAUAAAGGCACUGAUAUUUGAAUUCUAAUGAAGGAAAUGCACCUCUUUUGAGCUCCAUCAAGCAGUAAUUUCACCUUCAACUGACCCAGAACCAACUCUGUUUGACUAUUUUAUUCAUUUAUACAAGUAGAAGAAAAAAAAUACCCUCCUCUGUGAUGUUGUCUGGUGUACUGCUUAUUGUACAAUAGCUUGUUAAUAUUGCAAACGCGUUGUUUCUUUUUUUUCAAUGGAAAGUACUCACUGGUGAGAUUUUUAAAGUGGUUUUAAAAGCCAAUAAACUUUUUUUAAAGAAUGCACUUAGGUGUUUUAAGACGUCUUCGUAUUGCACAUUUCAAUGAGAUCCAUAUAAGGGAUGUAAUAAA